Cladophialophora yegresii CBS 114405 is the source of this 1830-nucleotide messenger RNA. RefSeq names its product prolyl-tRNA synthetase. The transcript has a single exon. Gene Ontology annotation, cellular component: mitochondrion; cytoplasm. Gene Ontology annotation, biological process: prolyl-tRNA aminoacylation. NCBI's taxonomy places the organism in Eukaryota, Fungi, Ascomycota, Eurotiomycetes, Chaetothyriales, Herpotrichiellaceae. Gene Ontology annotation, molecular function: ATP binding; proline-tRNA ligase activity. The record is from RefSeq and is a predicted model, not a curated record. Bases 1 to 1830 code for a protein of 609 amino acids.
AUGAAGCUUCGAGUCGGAUCUUGGCCAAGCCGAAGAGCAGUCUGGCGGCCACCGUCAUUGCGCCUGCUAGGAGCUCGCCAUACCCACAACGACUCGAGACAGCGGAUAUGUGACUUCUGGAUACCAACAGUCAAUGUCCAAAAGCAAGAUGCAGCUACCGACGCGACUCAGCUGCUCAUCCGCGCGGGCUAUUUGCGGCAAGCGUAUGCUGGUAUCUUCCAGCUGUUGCCGCUCGGCCUUCGAGUACAGGAAAAACUGGAGCGGUUGAUCGACAAACACAUGAGAUCGGUCAAGGCUUCCAAAGUUUCCUUGUCGUCCAUCUCGUCACAAGCGUUGUGGGAGAAAUCUGGGCGGUUGAAGGCGGGCGGCGAAAUGUUCACCUUCAAAGACAGGAAGGAUGUAGGAUGGCUACUAGCUCCGACACACGAAGAAGAGAUUACCAACUUGCUCGCCGAACUCGUCCAUACACCGCAACAGCUGCCCAUUCGACUCUACCAGAUCAGCAGGAAGUACCGCGAUGAGAAACGACCUCGUGGCGGACUGCUGCGGGGGCGCGAAUUUCUGAUGAAAGACCUGUACACGUUCGACCACAGUCCCGAGGCAGCGCACAUAACAUACGACGAGAUUCGAAAUGUGUACCGCAGUUUUCUCGACGAGCUCAAGAUCAAGUACAUCGAAGCGAGAGCCACGUCGGGCGAUAUGGGUGGCAACCUCAGCCAUGAAUAUCACUUUCCCAACUUCGCUGGUGAGGACACUGUCAUCACGUGUUCAGACUGUGACUAUGCACGCAAUGAGGAAUUUGUCUCCCAGCCACCAUACAGGGCUGACUCGUUCAACAACGUUGAAGACUUCCUGAAGAACUGCUCCACCCAAGACGAAGUCCCGGGUGGGCUCCUCCAGGAAGACUUUCUCAGCACAGAUCGGCUGAGUCUGGUCCGCGUCAUUACUUCCAACGCCUCCGAGCGGGCUUCAUCGGGCGAGACCGCAACACGCGCCGUAAACCCCUACGCCGUGAAAGCGGCCUUGAGCGGUAUAUUGGACAUUGACACAGGUGUCGAGGAUCCUUUGAAUCAGUUCAGGAAAUCACUAUGUGACGACGUGAGCCACAACGGACCGAAGCAGCGGUCGGUUUAUUACCUCCUCGACUCGCCUGUCCCGGCCGGGCUGGUCCCUCGCUCAUCUGUCUCCGAUUUCCUGCAUGCCCAAGUCAACCAUUGCGCCGUCCGAGCGCCACAUGAUGAGCAAAUGGGUGCAAGUAGCUUGUUGAAGCGGGAAUCCGGGGACCCAUGCCCGCAAUGCAAGACCGGCACCUUGAGCAUCGACAAAGCCAUUGAAAUCGGCCAUACUUUUCACCUAGGAACACGGUAUAGCUCGAAACUUGGCCUUGCGACCAAGCAGGAAGCCGGCAGACAAGCCACGCCUGUGGAGAUGGGCUGCCAUGGAAUCGGCGUGUCUCGACUGAUUGCAGCUACGGCAUCUUGUCUUUCCGACGAAGUCGGACUCAAUUGGCCGAGGGCUAUUGCGCCUUUUGAAGCCGUCAUCGUUGUCCAACCGUCGCAGGCCCAAAGACUCCGGGCAGCAGAGCGCCUGUAUGAUCAGUUAUCCGCGACCGACCUGGGUGGCGUUGACGCCAUACUCGAUGACCGGGAACAAGGCAUGGGCUGGAAGCUGAAGGACGCCGAUAUGAUCGGAUAUCCUGUUAUUGUCGUGGUUGGGAAAGCAUUCGACCAGGGGAAAGUCGAGGUCCAGUGCCGUCGGUUGAAAGUGAAGCAGGAGGUCGACAUUGUAAGUACGCCACAGUUUGUGCAUAGUCUGUUGAAGCAAUUAUGA